ACAGGUGUUGCUGGGUUUUGCGCAUCGCCUGUGAGACCGUUUGGCAGAAUGGGAGCCCAGUCAACACCUACGCCAGCCCAUCAUAGUUUCCCAUGUACUCUGCAAUUUUGCUUUUCGAAACACGGAAUUUGAUCAAUUACGCCGUAAAACAACUGAACGCCGCCAUGGUGCACCACUCGGGCUCAAUCCAGUCCUUCAAGCAGCAGAAAGGCAUGCACAACAGCAUUAGCGAGAUCCUGAAGGAGAAGAGCCUGAAGCCAUCUCGCCGCAGCCUGCCCUGCCUGGCCCAAAGUCAGACUCAUCCAAUCAACCUCAACCACUUCCUGUCUGUGCCUCUGAGCCCAGAUCCUAAACCAGAGGUUGAGGGUUUGAGUCAGAGUAUCAGCACCUCCUGCAGCAUCCUCCCCCCACAGACAGCAGAAAAAGCCAAGGAUAACUACGUGGAAGAGAGUGAAGUGAGUACAUGUGAGACAAGCGCAGACCAGCCCUUUCUGAUACAAAAGCCUGUCAGCCGUGCUAAAUCAGCGACCCGCACAGAUUCACUUCAGGGAAAGAAUCCAUCUGACUCAUCUGGGCUUUUUUUCCGAGAUGGCAAGAAGAGAAUUGAUUACAUCCUGGUUUACAAGAAGUCCAGCCUACAGGUGGAGAAGAGGUGCACAUUUGAGAAGAACUUGCGAGCUGAGGGCCUCAUGCUGGAGAAGGAGCCCUCCUUGACAAACAAUGACAUAAUGUUUGUGAAGAUUCAUGCUCCCUGGGAUACACUUUGCAAAUAUGCAGAGCAGAUGAACAUUCGAAUGCCGUUCAGAAAAAAAUGCUACUUUACAGAUUGGAAGAGCAAAUCCUUGGGCAACAGGUUCCAUUUGAGAUGUCGGCAGAUAAAGAGCUGGCUUCCCAGAAAUCCCAUGAAGCUGGACAAAGAGGCCUUGCCUGACCUGGAGGAAACUGAUUGCUACACAGCUCCUUUCAGCAGAGCCCGCAUGCAUCAUUUCACUAUCAACAAUAGAGAGACAUUCUUCUCGAAUUCCACACGAAGUAGAAUAGUCCAUCAUGUCCUGCAGCGCACCAAGUACGAAGAUGGAAAGUUAAAGAUGGGUAUCAACCGGUUACUGGGCAACAACACUUAUGAGGCUGCGUUUCCUCCACAUGAGGGUGGUUAUAAAAGCAGACAUCCGAUUAAGACGCAUGGUGCCCAAAACCACAGACAUCUUCUGUAUGAGCGCUGGGCUCGCUGGGGGAUCUGGUACAAAUACCAGCCUUUGGACCUCAUUAGGCGCUACUUUGGGGAGAAAAUUGGUCUUUAUUUUGCAUGGUUGGGCUGGUACACUGGCAUGUUAAUCCCUGCAGCCCUAGUUGGUGUGUUUGUCUUCCUCUAUGGACUCUUUACGAUGGACUCAAGCCAAGUCAGUAAAGAGAUUUGUGAAGCCAAUGUUACCAUCAUGUGUCCUAUGUGUGAGGACACCUGUGAGCCAUGGACACUAAGUGACAGUUGUGUCUAUGCGAAGGUGACCCAUCUGUUUGACAAUGGUGGUACUGUGUUCUUUGCCAUCUUCAUGGCUGUUUGGGCCACAGUAUUCCUGGAGUUCUGGAAAAGGCGAAGGGCAGAGCUGACUUAUGACUGGGAUCUCAUUGACUGGGAAGAGGAGGAGGAGGAGCUGAGGCCACAGUUUGAAGCCAAAUACUCGAGGAUAGAGAGAGUUAACCCAAUCUCUGGAAAACCUGAACCUUUCCAGCCCUUCUCAGACAAACUCAGUCGGCUCAUGGUGUCUGUGUCUGGAAUAUUCUUCAUGAUUUCCCUCGUUCUGACAGCCGUAUUUGCAGUAGUGGUUUUCCGUCUCAUUGCGAUGGAGAAGUUUGCCUCCUUCAACUGGAGUUUUGUAAAGAAGAACUGGCAGUUUGCCACGUCUGGCACUGGUGUCUGCAUCAACUUCAUGAUCAUCAUGUCUCUCAAUGUGGUGUAUGAAAAGGUGGCCUAUCUACUGACUAAUUUAGAGCACCCACGUACAGAGUCUGAGUGGGAGAACAGCUUUGCUCUCAAGAUGUUCCUGUUCCAGUUUGUGAAUUUGAACAGCUCCACAUUUUACAUUGCUUUCUUUCUUGGAAGGUUUGCUGGCAGGCCUGGAAAAUAUAAUAAACUCUUUAAUCGAUGGAGACUGGAGGAGUGUCACCCAAGUGGCUGUUUGAUUGAUCUGUGCCUACAAAUGGGAGUCAUCAUGUUCUUCAAACAAAUAUGGAAUAACUUCAUGGAGCUUGGCUAUCCCUUGCUGCAGAACUGGUGGUCUCGUAGGAAGAUAAAGAAAGGAGGUGGUGGAGGUCAGAAUGUGGAGAAUAAAACCCAGCUUCCACAAUGGGACAAAGACUGGAAUCUACAGCCGAUGAAUGCCCAUGGAUUGGUGGAUGAAUACCUUGAAAUGGUUCUCCAAUUUGGCUUCACCACCAUCUUCGUAGCAGCAUUUCCUUUGGCUCCCCUCCUUGCUCUGCUCAACAACAUCAUCGAGAUCCGUUUGGAUGCCUACAAGUUUGUCACACAGUGGAGGAGGCCCAUGCCAGCCCGUGCAACUGAUAUAGGUAUCUGGCAUGGGAUUCUCGAAGGUAUUGGUGUUCUGGCGGUCAUCACCAACGCCUUCGUCAUUGCUAUAACCUCAGACUACAUCCCUCGCUUUGUAUACGCCUUCAAAUAUGGUCCCUGUGUGGACAAGGGACAUCACCAUGAGGAUGAGUGUCUGCAAGGCUACGUGAACAGCAGCCUGUCUGUCUUUGACAUGGGUGGGGAUGUGAAGAACAGCAGCCAACCUAGAUACUGCAGGUACAGAGACUAUAGAGCACCACCCUGGAGUUCGGUGCCCUACGAAUUCACCCUUCAGUUCUGGCAUGUCUUGGCUGCCAGGCUGGCGUUCAUCAUCGUCUUUGAGCACCUGGUGUUUGGGAUCAAGUCCUUCAUUGCAUACCUCAUUCCUGACAUGCCGAAGGAUCUCUGUGAUCGCAUGAGAAGGGAGAAGUACCUGAUGCAGGAGAUGAUGUACGAAGCAGAACUGGAGCAUCUUCAGAAAGAGAGAAAGAAGAACGGAAGGCGCUAUCACCACGAGUGGCCUUAGCUUAAUCCACAUGUGUCCACCAGACGCUGCUCGGCCGUCAGCUCACAGGCACAGCCUCCCCCACCUGCUUAUUUCAGCUUUGAGAGUCUAGCUUUGCACGGCUGAUUCUCUACACCAAAGACACCCUCUUGAGAUCCUUUCCCAAAUCUGUCAGGCUUCAGCCCAAGUUCUGACCAGAGUUCUCCCUGGCCAUCUGUUCGAUGUCCUGUAUUCUGCUCCACCCUCACUAAUCCUUCACCUGGCUCCAUCCAGCAGGUUGCUCUUGGGUCUGUGCUGUGUCAUGGCUUCAGUGGGAGAACCAUUGCAAAUGUAAUGUUUACUAUGCAGAUCAAGGGCUGCAGAUCACCUCUGUUGACUUUUGGCACCCAUCCUGCACUCUGUGUGUGGCAGCUAGCACUUUGCUUUGACUCUGCAGCGCGAUGCAGCUCGCAGCAUGGCCGAGUUCCCUCCCAUCAGCAUCAGCAGGCCCACGUGUAUUUAACAGAGCUACAGUGGCACUUAACAUUUUCUUUUUGCACAGUGAUUCUGGUGAUGUUGCUACUAAAUAAAACUCACACCGUUCUUACAAAGCAACUGUAUAUUGCUGUUAAAGCAUGCUGAUUUAUAUGUGCAGACACUUAGUUAUCUGCAAGGGAAAAAACAAAUUUGAAAAUACCCAUUUUAGAGGAUGUUGACAUCUUUUCAGUGCAUUUGACAAAAACAAUCUCUCUGAAAUCUAUAAAUUGCAUGGUAGAACCUUUGAUAGACAAAGUCCCUGUCUUGAAGCCUGGUUCGCGUAUGUGUGUUUUCACUGUGAGCUGUGUGUUAAUCUCUGUGCUACUUUAACUGUCUUGAGUACAGGAUAUGUGAAUUUAGUGCAAUUUGACUGUGCCUACAGUGUAAUAUUAUUGCUGUGCACCACAGUUGUGUCGCCUCAAUCACGUGUGCCCUGUGUUGUGCAGCACAUACUCUAUGAAAUGCAAUUUUUUUUUUCUGAUCUGUUAUAAACUCCCUGAACUCUCCUGGCAGGAUUUGUUUUGGAUGCAAGUCACACCACAGUACCUAUAUGGGUCUCAGCAUGAAGCGACAGUAUAUGUUGUAACAUGACUCCUGUCAUGAACAAUGAAUACACUCGCACGCAGGAUCUAAAAUAUCUGCUCUUCCGUUCUGCUCCUCAGUCUGUUUUUUAUUAGUUUGCUGGAAGCUCUGAAGUGUGGUUGAAACUUGGAUAUCUUGAAAAUACCUGUGGCCUGGAUGUUCAAUUUGCAAAGAAUGUCCAUCCGCUGUUCCCCACUUUAAACACAUAAAAUAAAUGCUUCUGUUCAAGUCUUAUGAAACACAAGAUCAGACCCAGCACUGACUGCUUGCUCAGAUGGGAACCUGAGAAGGCUUUAUUAGACGCAGCAUCAUGACGUUGUUUUUGUGGUCAGUUGUGAUGUCAUUGAUCAGAAAAGCUUGUUGGUGCCCACUGAUCUCAGGAAAAAAAGAAAAAAGUAUAAAGACUGACAUUUGCCUGUGAGAUUGAAUAAGGAUCAGCAUGAUUUUCCACAUCACUCAUAAUAAAACGGAGAGUAACGGAGUGUGAGGAGUGAUCUUCACUAGCUGUUCACCCAAACACACAACAGAGUGGGUCAUGUUGAUCAAUGAUGGUAACUGUACCCAAUGUUAUGCAGCAUAAAUAGUAAAGAACAAAGCUACUUUGAAUGCAUUGCACUUCAUUUUACAAAACUAGGAUUUUUUUGUUUGUAUGUAACUUUUUUUUAAUCUGUGUAAUGUUUUUAUACUUUCUAUUUUGCUAUCUCGCUACAAGUUCCCGUUUUAUCACCCCCAGUUAGACAAAGUAACAUCCACAUUUCUCAGGUGUCCUCUGAAUGUUUGCAGAUUAUCUACUUUUUAUCAUGUUUUCUAAGAUGCGAUCAAAGGUGUCCUGCUUUUUUAGAUAUAUAUUUUUGCACUGCAGUGCUUUUGCAUGACUACUAUGCACACUCACAGUAGAAAGCAUGUUUGACUUUUUAUUUGUGUUUUGGUUUUUUGGUUUUUUCUUGCAUUGUUGCUGUAAGUGUAUUAGAGCAGAUCAGAAAUCAUGCAAUAGACUCAUACUGUACACUUCAGUUUGGAGACCUACUGUAUGAUGCAACUUGUUGGUCAAAACUAGUGACACUUUCAGGUCACGUUCAGUCCAAUAAUCGUUGUGUCAUUCAUGAAGAGAGAGAUUUGCUUUUAGAUCUUAUUCCACUACUUAAGCAACCAGUUUUCUGAAAAUCUUCCCUGCUAUGUGAACAUUGAAAAUCUAUGCAUGUCAUUAUCCCUGAGUGCUAUUUAUUUUAAACAGAUGCAGAUGUAAACGUACUGGUACAUUUGUACUGUAGAGUAUGCAUGUAUUAAUGUCUGCUUUGAGCAGAGCUAACUUCUGUAAAGUUGUUAACAGCAUCUUAAGCAUAUCGCCUUCCCCGUUUUUUUGUUGUUUUUUUUUGUUUUGUUUUUUGGGGGGUGUUGAUCGAAAGAUAUGUUUCUUGACUUAGUAGGAUUUUAUACUGACAAAGUAUUUUCUAAAUAAUCAUCUCACACUCCACACUGAUUGAAAUAAUCUGUCCUGGAAUUACAAGGUGAGUUGGAUGUGAAUUCUCAGAGUUCCUCUGUUUGAAGGUUCAGCUGGGAAUUUGAAAGAUUUUACCCUCUAACAGCUCAAAUGUUUAACUUAAAGGGAGAGGGGUGAUUUUGUUUUAAUAAAUAAAUACAUGAUCUUGGAUGUCUGACUUGCCCAGCUUCUUAUCACUUCCAAAUGGAUCUGCAUCAGUUCACCUUCUCACUAAAAUGAAUGCUGCACUGUGGUAGAAAGGUGGUUCAUGCUUUCUACUGUUUGCAGUAGCACAAUAUGGGCAUGUAUAAUAAUAUAUAUAAUAAUGGCGUGACCUUGCACAUAUCUGAAAACAAAGCAGUCUAGAGGGGGAUUAAGCUUUCUGUUGUAUACCAUGCCUCCUAAUUGGAUUGUGUUUGAGCAAUGAUGUACUUUACGUGGAAGCACAGUGACGUCAGCUCAUAGAUUUAACUGUAUAAUAGGAUCAGUUGUGACAUGAACUGUAUCAAUACCAUUGUUUACUUCAUCCCUGUUUACAUGUAAAAAAUACAUUGAAAUGUAUAAAAAUUAUGUAACAAAGUAAUUUGGAUAUCACUUUUUUCUGUAAUAAAUCAUGGAUUGUACCUUUUAAA
Messenger RNA from Melanotaenia boesemani (Boeseman's rainbowfish), 6281 nucleotides. It is a transcript of the gene ano3, whose product is annotated as anoctamin 3. Gene Ontology annotation, cellular component: plasma membrane. The transcript is spliced from 25 exons. Gene Ontology annotation, molecular function: chloride channel activity; protein dimerization activity. The record is from RefSeq and is a predicted model, not a curated record. Bases 93 to 3092 code for a protein of 999 amino acids. Lineage: Eukaryota; Metazoa; Chordata; Actinopteri; Atheriniformes; Melanotaeniidae. Gene Ontology annotation, biological process: chloride transmembrane transport.